Messenger RNA from Cyprinodon tularosa, 856 nucleotides. It is a transcript of the gene hey2, whose product is annotated as hes-related family bHLH transcription factor with YRPW motif 2. The transcript is spliced from 5 exons. Bases 1 to 774 code for a protein of 257 amino acids. Gene Ontology annotation, cellular component: nucleus. The record is from RefSeq and is a predicted model, not a curated record. Lineage: Eukaryota; Metazoa; Chordata; Actinopteri; Cyprinodontiformes; Cyprinodontidae. Gene Ontology annotation, molecular function: RNA polymerase II cis-regulatory region sequence-specific DNA binding; DNA-binding transcription factor activity, RNA polymerase II-specific; protein dimerization activity. Gene Ontology annotation, biological process: anterior/posterior pattern specification; regulation of transcription by RNA polymerase II; regulation of neurogenesis.
AUGCAGAUCCUCAGCUCGCUGUCAGAGAGCUGGACGGGGGGGCGGAGCCUCUCGGCCCAGCAGCCUGGGAACGCAGCGUCUGCAGACAUGUUUGUGUUGCUGCUUCAUUACAUCCUGGUUACUCCAGCACACUCCAGCAGAUGUGGAUCUCCAACGACGCGCCCUCAGGCGACGGCGAGGAGGAGACGCAGAGGGAUUAUCGAGAAGAGGCGGCGAGAUCGGAUCAACAGCAGCCGGAUGGAGCUCCGCCUCCUCCUCCCUACAGCCUGGGAGAAGCAGGGUUCUGCUAAACUGGAGAAGGCGGAGCUCCUCCAGAUGACCGUGGACCAUCUGAAGAUGCUGCAGGCGGCGGGAGGGAAAGGUCCCCUGGACGCCCGCGCUCUGGCCAUGGACUUCCUGUCUGUGGGUUUCAGGGAGUGCGUGGCGGAGGUUUCCUGCUACCUGAGCACCGUGGAGGCCCUGGACUCCUCUGACCCGCUGCGCUGCCGCCUCCUCUCCCACCUCAGCUCCUGCGCCUCCCACCGCCUGCAGCCUCAGAGGCUCCUCCCCCCACACUGGGCGGUGGCGGCGCCGCCGUACAGACUGAGCGCGCUGCCAGAUGGUGGCGCCCCCCAGAGGCUGGUGGAGCAGCACCUCCUGACCUCCUCCCUGCUGCUCCCCUGCACCUCCACCCCGCUCUCUGCCUCCAUCUUCUCCUUCCCCUUCCUCCCUCCUGCUUCUGGAACUUUCAGUUCAUCCAGAACCGGACCAGGUUCUAACAGCUUCUCCCUGUAGACGGAUCCGAACCCAGAUCCUUCAGAACCGGUCCAGCUGCUGCCUUUAAUAAUAAAGUCUGUGGAUCAACCGGAACCUGGAA